Molecule: messenger RNA, 3263 nt
Organism: Neoarius graeffei (lesser salmon catfish)
Lineage: Eukaryota; Metazoa; Chordata; Actinopteri; Siluriformes; Ariidae
Gene: map2k4b
Product: mitogen-activated protein kinase kinase 4b
Exons: 13
Coding region: 266-1543 (425 amino acids)
Biological process (GO): MAPK cascade; protein phosphorylation
Molecular function (GO): JUN kinase kinase activity; ATP binding
Source: RefSeq, a predicted model, not a curated record
AAGUGGCAUUUCUGUGUGUCGGAAAUGUCGUGCUGUGUGGCUCUCUCUGCCCACUCCACUCACUCAUCUGAUCAUUAACAACACCGAGCAGCUCAGAUGGAGCUGGUUUGAUCUUCUGCUCUCUUCCCUUCAGCGGCAGGAUGUGCUGAUUUAUGCGGGAUCUUGUCCCAGUACACCUGUCUGGAAUAUCGCUGGCGUCCACGCCUCUGUUUUUUGCGAUUCUGCUGAAACACACACACGCGUACACACACACACACAGUGAGCAAUGGCGACUCCCAGUCCUAGCACUAGCUCUCCAACUUCAUGCACUAGCAUGAGCGCGGCAGGAUCCCCGCUGCAGCAUCACCAAAUGCAGACUCAACACCUCACCACCAUGAGCAGUGUGCAGGAGUCCAACACUUGCUGGAGGUGUCAGAAUGAAACAGGGUUUCAGAUAAACCUGUCUGGUGCUCCCCAAAAUAAACGCAAAGCACUGAAGUUAAAUUUUGCUAAUCCUCCGAUUAAACCAAAUGCAAGACUCCCCAUUGCAUCAGCCAACCCUUCCUUCCAUAACCCACACAUAGAGAGACUGCGCAAUCACAGUAUCGAGUCGUGUGGGAAGCUGAAGAUUUCUCCCGAGCAGCACUGGGACUUCACUGCUGAAGACCUGAAGGACCUGGGCGAGAUCGGCCGAGGAGCCUACGGCUCGGUCAACAAAAUGGUUCAUAAGCCCAGUGGUCAGAUCAUGGCUGUUAAGAGGAUUCGUUCCACUGUUGAUGAAAAAGAACAGAAGCAGCUGCUCAUGGAUUUAGACGUGGUUAUGAGGAGUAGCGACUGUCCCUAUAUUGUCCAGUUUUAUGGGGCUUUGUUCCGAGAGGGUGACUGCUGGAUAUGUAUGGAACUUAUGUCUACCUCGUUCGACAAAUUCUACAAAUAUGUAUAUUGCUCAUUAGAUGAUGUCAUUCCAGAGGAAAUAUUAGGCAAAAUUACAUUAGCGACUGUGAAAGCACUGAAUCACUUGAAAGAAAACUUGAAAAUAAUCCACAGAGACAUCAAACCCUCCAACAUUCUCCUGGAUAGAAAUGGCAACAUAAAGCUGUGCGACUUUGGGAUCAGUGGACAGCUGGUUGACUCUAUAGCCAAGACUAGAGAUGCAGGGUGCAGACCUUACAUGGCUCCUGAAAGGAUAGACCCCAGUGCUUCUAGGCAAGGCUACGACGUUCGCUCGGAUGUUUGGAGUUUGGGAAUUACGCUGUACGAGCUGGCCACCGGCCGCUUCCCAUACCCCAAGUGGAACAGUGUGUUUGAUCAGCUGACCCAGGUGGUGAAGGGAGACCCUCCUCAACUAAGCAACUCUGAGGAGAGGCAGUUUUCUCCCAAAUUCAUCAACUUUGUCAAUCUCUGCCUUACAAAGGACGAGUCGAAAAGGCCAAAGUACAGGGAGCUUCUGAAGCAUCCGUUCAUUCUGAUGUACGAAGAGAGAGUGGUGGACGUCGCUGGUUACGUGUGUAAAAUUCUGGAUGAAAUCCCCGCCUCCCCCAGCUCUCCCAUGUACGUCGACUGAUAGCGUGUACGUUCCCCGAAUGCAAUGUAACACGGCAGCCGUCUGACGCGCCGCAUUGUCCCAUUUCACGGUCCCACACUGCUUUUAAGGAUCGACACUCCCAAAACAUUGUGUGCAAUAAGGAUCUGCUUAUCAUCUUCAAAGCCAUUAGUGUAUCAGUCUCUAAAACAAGUUAGAACAAUAAGAAGAAUAAGAACAAUAAUACUUUUUAUUCGAGGUGUGAUAUUUAUUUUUAAUGCCACAUGUAAAUGUCUAGCUGAGCGCAUUCUAGAAAAGUAGAACGAGACUUGAACUCCUUCAUUCAAGACACACUUCAUGUUCACAGGAACGUAAAUAUCUACUUGAAAGUGAUACAAGAACAAGAAAUUGCUGAAACAAGAAGUCACAUUGAUAUUCGAGUAGAAUGAAAACGCCUACCAUGUUGUCUACCGUAUAACGUUUCUAUGCUAGGAUGCAUCAUUUAGAGAAACAUCUGUAGGUGUAAAGCAAUCGUGGUCUCACUUUCCGAAAGAGCACGUGAAAGUAUUGUUCGUCAAAGAAUCCGUUAAAAAUGGUUGGCUCAUUUCUUCUAGAUGUUUCACUCCACACAUGGGGGUCUUUGUGAAAUUUCAACUGAAUGAUUUCUGUGGCGUUAACUUUUUGUGGAAAAGACACAGAUGGCACUUUGAUGCAGUCUGGUACCAUUUGACAGAUCAGCUGGCAGGUUGAAUGAUUAAAAAAAAAAACAACUAAGCAAAACGUCAUCUUUACAGUAGUUUUGUAUAAAUAUGCAACUUUAACUCACCAAAUUGUAUUUAAUGACUUAAAAACAAAAAAAAAACUCUUGCUGGUAUAGUGUACAUACUUGCAGACAUCACUAUCUUACUGUAAAUGUCACUUAUAGUACACAUCCCAAAAUACCGAACGCUACUUUAUACUUUGCCACUUUUCCCAAAAUCGGCUCUGACAUCUUGACUUGCGUAUGCAUUCUGAAAGAUGUCCCAAUAUCACCGUUUAGGUUUCUCACUUUAAACGAAACGUACAACGGUUUUGCCAAAGCAGUCUUUUACUAACUGACAUAAUAGGAGAACUGAAAUAUGACACUAGGUAGCAUUGAAAGACUUGUGGAUAGGAUUCAUUUGUGUGCGCGUGUGUAAAAUAGAGAUCAUCUGACACACUUAAGAUGCAUCACUGACCUAAGAAUGCGUAACUAUACAUCCCUUAUAUGGGCUUAUCUUAAAGAAAAGAAAAAUCCCAAUUUUGAAAACAAUCUUUCAACUGUACAAAAUGGCACCGUAAUAGAAUAUUUAAUAUUAGAAGGGAAAUUAUGGAUUUUUAUGUAAUGUUAUAUUGUAUCGUAUAAAGAGUGGGAAAUAUCUUCAAGGAUUGUUCACACUGUGAAAAGAUUUUAAGUGUAUACAUUGUGAACAGCAAUCUGUUUAAAAAAAAAAAAAAGUGUAAUUAGAGGAUAUGCAGGGAUAUUGCCUUAUGUCUGCUUUGGAGAUAUUAACCUCUGAUGGUCUGAGCUAUUUGUCUUCUUCACUUCACAUAUUUAAAGGAUAUUGAUGAAAUCUUAGUGUUCUUGUAGUAAUGAUGAGAGCUAAGUAUCUGCCUGCAGGUCAGUUGUGAUAAGGCUAGGAUGUGAUUGUGACCUUAUCGAGCUAUUUUUUUUUCUUCUUUUUUUCCUGUAAGGUCUGGAAACAAAUGGACUGAAUGCUAGAAUAAAUCCUAUGAAAUAGCC